AUGCAGUGUGACGUGUGCCAAAAAUGUAAAGAUGAACACUUGCCAUAUCCCGGCCUACUACAACCCCUACCUGAACCUCAUCAUUCAUGGAGUCAUAUAUCCAUUGACUUUAUUGAGAGACCACCAAAAUCUGAAGGGAAGGACGUUAUCUUAGUGAUAGUAGACAGAUUCACUAAAUGCAUGACACACCACAAACCUAAGGCACAGGCUAAAUGGAUACCUUUAGCUGAAUGGUGGUACAGUACCACUUACCAUUUAGCCAUUAAGCAAAUACCCUUUGAGGCACUAUAUGGGAUUCCACCACCCCAGUUAGCCAUGGGACCUUAUCAACAAACAAGUGUUUCUAUGGUGGAAGACAUCCUGCAAAAGAGGUAUAAAAUGGAUCAGCAAUUAAAGGAGAACCUAGCACAAGCAAGAUCCAGAAUAAAAAUGUAUGCUAAUAAAAACAGGACCGAGAGACAAUUUGAAGAAGGGGAUUGGGUAUACUUGAAAUUACAUCUAUAUCAACAGUGGUCCAUGGCCAAGAGAAUUAAUCAGAAGUUGAGUCCUAGAUACUAUGGCCCUUAUCAGAUCGAGAAGAUUGGAAAUGUAGCAUACAAACUGGUAUUUCCCAACCAAGAAAAAAUUCAUCUUAUAUUUCAUGUAUCUCUACUUAAGCAGAAGAGAGGAAGCAGAGCAGUGGUUAUAGAGCAGUUACCAUUUGGAUAG
Molecule: messenger RNA, 708 nt
Organism: Olea europaea var. sylvestris
Lineage: Eukaryota; Viridiplantae; Streptophyta; Magnoliopsida; Lamiales; Oleaceae
Exons: 2
Coding region: 1-708 (235 amino acids)
Molecular function (GO): nucleic acid binding
Source: RefSeq, a predicted model, not a curated record